UGAUUGCUAAAAACAGGAAGUUAAAGGCUGUCAGAUGGGAAUACCGUGACAAAAUGCGAGUUUCUCUAUUCCGCUGUAUAUUCUCGUAAAUAUAUGUAUCUGAAGAGUUUAUAACUCAGUGUCGAAUUGUGAUAAAUAAUUAACCUUAUUAUAGGUCAACAAUAACGUUUCGCAUUACCAAGUUCAUUAAUAGCAACGUUUAUUGCAUACUUCGUUAAAUGCUUGCACUUUUAUAUUAGAUCCUCAUUCAUACGGGCAGAGAUAGCAGCGUCAAUGAGCAUACGAGCAUUGUGGGUUGUCUCCCACGAGAAGGGUGAAUCUGGAAAAGUGCGAUUUUCCAGACGGUACCCAACAGCUGAGUUUCGUGCCAAAUCCUUGGCUGGAGCUCAGUAUGUGGCAGUUCCAGAGGACUGUGUUUUACCUCAGCUUCUGCUGACAGAAUUGGGGAAGGUGGAUCCUGACAAACCUUACGUAGACAUACGGGAUGACUGUGCACGGCAACAGCGUUCACCGGCUGUGGAGCUCUGUGUGGAAGGCCCGGGUGGGAGAACUCUUUGGCCUGUGCUCACUGUCACUCAAGGAGCAAUAAUCUUAGCCUGCCUUCCUCUUGUGGAGGCCCCACCUGAGCCCCGGCCACCUCUGCCCAGCCUGGCCUCAGUCUCACAGGGCUUAGCUCUGCUCUCAGGCCUGCAGGAUUUUCUCUGUGGCCCUGGAGGUAAACUGCCGGAGCCUGAUGUGCUAGCAUCCCGCCUGGCAGCUCUUCCUUCGGUGCUCCUGCAGGUUUGCCCUUUGGGACGGCCACUGGACACCCCCCCUCCAGGUGGAAUUGUGCCUACUGCUGUGGCUCCGAGCCCAGGGGGGGCUCAGAAACAGCCAGCCUGGAAAGCAGGGGUCCAUCGAGGAAGGGCUGUAGUGAGUGUGGGCCUUACAGAGAAAGUGAGGUCCAUGCAGUACGGCAAGAGUACUCGACAGGAUCUGUGGGAUGUGUACGGCAUGGUUAUGUGCAAAUGUGAGGUGGAAGGUGUUCUGCCCAAUGUGACGGUCACCCUCACACUUCCACCCAAUGGCUCACCACUGCAGGACAUUCUUGUCCAUCCGUGUGUAACGUCUUUGGAUGCAAGCAUCCUUACUGCCUGCAGCAUGGAGGAGAAUGAUGGCUCCGCUUUUUCAGGGCCAUACAAGUUUCCUUUCUCACCUCCUUUGGAGCUUUUCAGACUCUGCAGUUAUACCUCACAGGUACCUGUGCCACCGAUUCUUGGCUCUUACCAGCUGAAUGCAGAUGAGCAUCAUCUAAAGAUGAAUGUGGUAUUAAAACUCCAUGAAAGUGUCAAAAACAACUUCGAGUAUUGUGAGGCACACCUUCCAUUUUUCAACCGGAACGUGAUGGGAAAUGUGGAUGUCAAAGUGAGCUCAGGACAGCUUGAGGUGUCUAAAGAGAAGAACCUGCUUGUUUGGGUUCUUGGUCAGAAGUUUCCAAAAUAUCGGGAAGUAUCACUGGAGGGAACUGUUAAUUUUUCUGGGACUGUUGCUGGACCAGCAGAUCCGCUGUGCACCGGACUCACUACAUAUAUAAAACUUUACUUCCGUAUACAAGAUUUGACCUUAUCUGGAUGUUGUGUGGACCAACACUCUGUGCAGGUUUACUCAUCUGCUAAACCACGGAUUGUCACAACACGAGAGCUGGUCUCCUCAGAAUACUACAUUUGGAACUCCACAGGUGAUGCUCCGGUCUCCUCUGGACUCAUGAUACUGUGACAGUACCUCGCUAAUGUAUCAGUUAUCUUAAAAAAUCGCUGCCAAUGUUUAUCGCAGAUGUUAGGCAUUAGGCUUAGGAAGGAUCAUGCCUUUGAUCCUAUCUGCAAAUGUUGCUGCUGACAGAUUGCAAUCACUGUCAUACAGUGUUAGCUUCCAUUUAUGGUAUGUACUGUACUGUAUGGUCUUUUCUAAUACAUCACGAUGAAAUAUAACAUUUUCAGUGCCAUACUUUACAUGCAUUAUGUUCGUCUUUGUGUGCAUGACUCCUUCAUUUAGCUGAAACUGUGCUGAUACAUAAUGAAUGUUUGUUCAGAGAGCUUUAUAUAAUUCAAAGUAGAAAAGUAGAAAUAUUUUUUGAUGAGCUGAGACAUUGCAUAAAGAAAAGCUUUGAUUUGCACAUAUUUUAGACUUACUUGCAUCUUUAUUAAUGAGAAGUAAUAAAGAAGAAAAGUUUCAAUCAACCCUUCUCUUAUUUUGCUACAGAUUAGGCUCUGGAUGUUCACCAGUGUUCAAUUUUUGGUUUCCCCUAUUAGCUGUUCAGCUGGUCUGUAUAGGGGCUGCUUGAGCUCACUCACAAGAGGACUUUGGCUCUGGGUUUGAUUGAUGAAUGUGAAAAGAGUUUAUUUUGAUGGCAGAGAAAGAGAGAGAAACAGUAAUUGUUCAAGGGAAAUACCAGACCGGUAUCCGAAGAGGUUCUUAAUUAGUUUCCAAAGUGACCCAUAGAGGUCCCACUUAAGCCUGUCUCAGGCUCUCUCUCCCCAACAAAAGCAAUGAAUAGAGUUCUAAAAAUACCAGUCGUCGGACAUACAGCUAAAGGGCUCUUAAUUUUUUAAAAUAGGAAAUCAAUUCCUGCUUUGCCUCUGUUUCCUAAAUGCUACAUUUCUACAUCUACAUUUUGGGUUUGACACCUGCUGUUAUUUUAGAGGAACUCGAGCAUGAAUACUGUGACACAAAGAGCGUAUGUUUCUGGCCAAUACAAUGCAUGCAUUGCAUAGCUAUGUGUUGUCUCCAAAGACAAUUAUGCUUUAGGUGAGUUGCAUUUGGUUGUCAAUUAGGGCUGAGAAUUCCUAUAGAGAAGACAGCAGAAUGAUGAUAGUUCAGCUGGAGCCAUAUAAGAGCUCUCCACUUAAGCAAAUCUUUGUCUGAGAGAGUAAUUGUCUGCCAUGUCUACUGAUUGCAGUGCUGUGUCUCUGCAAGAACAAAACUGGGCUGCAUUCUCACAAGGAUUUCCUCUUUACACAAAUCGUGAUUGAUCUUAUCAUUGGAGCCUGUCUCUUAUAAGAUGCAUCAUUUACUGGGCAGGAGACAGAUUUAUAGAAAUGCCCAAUGCCUCUGUGUCUGCAUCUGUCUCUUAUUUAAAAUCUUUCUGUGAGAAUCCCACAGUGCCUGGAUCAACUCUGGCCUAAUUUUACUUGAAAGUCUUGCUACUGGACAUGUUUAAUUAAAUAAAGGGUGUUCUUGAAUUUUACAAAA
Messenger RNA from Triplophysa rosa, 3228 nucleotides. RefSeq names its product adaptor related protein complex 5 subunit mu 1 (gene ap5m1). Gene Ontology annotation, cellular component: AP-type membrane coat adaptor complex; lysosome; late endosome. Lineage: Eukaryota; Metazoa; Chordata; Actinopteri; Cypriniformes; Nemacheilidae. The record is from RefSeq and is a predicted model, not a curated record. The transcript is spliced from 8 exons. The coding region runs from base 274 to 1755 and encodes 493 amino acids. Gene Ontology annotation, biological process: endosomal transport.